Penaeus monodon (black tiger shrimp) is the source of this 2088-nucleotide messenger RNA. RefSeq names its product protein O-mannosyl-transferase TMTC1-like. Gene Ontology annotation, molecular function: protein binding; mannosyltransferase activity. The transcript has 16 exons. The coding region runs from base 1 to 2088 and encodes 695 amino acids. The record is from RefSeq and is a predicted model, not a curated record. Gene Ontology annotation, biological process: protein O-linked glycosylation via mannose. Lineage: Eukaryota; Metazoa; Arthropoda; Malacostraca; Decapoda; Penaeidae.
AUGCAUUUCACAGUCCAUAUAUCAAAGAAUCCUCGAGUUACUGUGUCCGUUACAACAACUCUCACCGAAAGAGAAUCUACAUUUACUCACUAUUGGGAUUAUAAGUCUUUAGCUCUCCACUACGGUAUCCUCCUGCCGCAGCUUCCUCGCCAAAUUUACUGGGACGUUCAUAGCUGCUCGAACGUGGCGGCCGCCCAGCUCACCCAUUCGGCUGGAAUGAAUCACGCAAUGUUUGGUCUCCGGCCCUUGGGGUUCCAUCUGGUGAACGUUCUGCUGCACUCCUGCGUCUGCCUGCUGAUGACCCGCCUUCUGCUGCGCCUGCUGCGUCUCCCUCAGGGCAUCGUUCUCUCAGCGGGUCUCCUCUUUGCCACUCAUCCUAUACACACUGAAGCGGUCACGGGUCUGGUUGGCAGAGCGGAUGUGCUCGCCUCCCUUUUCUUCCUGACGGCGAUAUUGACCUAUCACAGAGCGACGGAAGAAGAUAACAUGGAUCCUGACGAAGCCGAAGGAGCUGGGGGGGAGGGAGGGGGCGCCUGGGAGAGCAAGAGAAGCUUUAUUCCCACGGGGAGCGAGAACGGUUGGGGGUGGGGUGGUGAUGGAGUAGGAGUAGCAGGAGGAGGGGGAGGAGACGGAGGCAGAAGAGGAAGAGGGUAUGCGUGGCGAGCCGGAGUCUUGGCGGGGGCGGGGACACUGUGCAAGGAACACGCCCUCACCACGCUGGCUGUGUGCGCGGCCUGGGACGUCAUACGACACAGGAAGCAUGUACGGAGCUUGGUGAGGGGACAUCCAGCUGGCAAGCAUCUGGGAGCACUUCUUAGGAGGCUACUGCUGUUGGCCGCCAUGAGUGUGGGCAUCCUAAUCCUCCGUUUGUGGAUGCUGGGAGGAUCCUCUCCUGCAUUCAGUGACCAGGAUAACCCCGCGUCCUUUUCACCUAGUUUUGUUACAAGAACACUGACCUUCUUGUACCUGCCGGUGUUCAAUACGUGGCUGCUGCUGUGUCCUUGGACGCUCUCUCACGACUGGCAAAUGGGGUCAGUGGCUCUCGUGACCUCGCCCUUUGACCUGAGGAACCUGGCGUCGGUCUUACUGUACGGAAUUCUGGCGCUCACUCUCAGGGCGGGUUUGCUCAUUAAGGGUCGCGAAGGAAACAGCAUCCUCCUUGGCUUGGUCCUCCUCAUCGUGCCCUUCUUGCCCGCAACGAAUCUCUUCUUCACUGUGGGUUUCGUUGUCGCCGAGAGAAUCCUGUACAUUCCAAGCUUGGGAUACGCCGUGUUGAUAAGCAUAGGCCUAUCUCGCUUAGGCCGACUUCGAGCGCCCUGCCUUCUCCUGCUGCUGCUGGUGUUUUCAAUAAGGACUGUGCAGAGGAACAGAGACUGGGAGAACAGAGAGACGCUGUUUGUUGCUGGCCUACGGACUUUGCCCCACAACGCCAAGAUGCAUUAUAACUACGCUAAUCUACAGAAGGACCUUGGCAACACGAAUUUAGCCAAGUACCAUUAUGAAGAGGCAAUUCGACUCUGGCCGGGACACUCCAGCGCCCAUAACAACCUCGGAACGCUGCUGAACGACACGACAGCUGCUGAGACCCACUUCAGGCUCGCCCUCAAGGCUCACCCUCAGCACUCCCACGCCUACUUCAACCUCGCCAACCUCAGACAGCAGCAGGGUCGGGUCGGAGAGGCCGUAGCCUUGCUGGAGGAGAGUCUACGCUACGACGCCACCAACAGGGACGCCGUGUCAGCCUUGGCAGGUUUAUACGGAGACGCCGGACGCCCUGCAGAAGCCGAGAACCUCCACUUGGCUCUCCUGGGGGCGAGGCCAACGGACCCUGUCGUGCACAACAACUAUGCGGCGUUUCUGCAGAGGAUAGGGCGACGUGAAGCGGCUCUGAGACACUACGAAGCAGCGUUAGGACUGGACCCAGAGCACACGGUGGCUCUUGUCAACACGGCGCGUCUCAUGAGGACCCUCGACCACAACAAGCAAGCGGAGAUCCUAUACAAGCGGAAGUGGGGAAAUUUGCCUAUUUCCCCACGGCCCGCCUCUCAAGUGGCCGUUAGCAGACGUACCAGUUGGCGCUCAGGCUAA